Molecule: messenger RNA, 2626 nt
Organism: Actinia tenebrosa (Australian red waratah sea anemone)
Lineage: Eukaryota; Metazoa; Cnidaria; Anthozoa; Actiniaria; Actiniidae
Product: cilia- and flagella-associated protein 52
Molecular function (GO): protein binding
Source: RefSeq, a predicted model, not a curated record
UUGCUCAUGCGUAACAUGUUAUUGUAUCCGGUUACCAAGGGUAACGAGCAAGAUAAACUGCAGAGUAGAAACUGCAGCAGGAAUCCUGUCAAAAUACUCUUAUUUUUAUACUGAUUUUGCAGCCUUUUUCAUACUUAUUCGCCACUAUGAACUCUAGGAUGUCUACGGAAGAGAAUGACGACAUUUCAAAGCUCGAAUUGCUGUCAGUUGUCGGGUUUGCAGGAGCAGUCCCAAAUGGACUUCUUGUACAUCCAGAUCGCCAGCAUUUAAUUUAUGCCCUCGGAAGCACAGUUAUUGUUGAAAAUCUGGAAACCAAAUCCCAAAUGUGUCUGUCUGGACAUACAGAUGAAGUUACAUGUAUUGCUGUAUCAAAGAGUGGGCGGUACUUAGCGUCUGGUCAGAAGACACACAUGGGGUUCAAAGCUGAUAUAAUUGUUUGGGAUUAUGAAGAGCGCAAACUGUAUUUAAGGUUGACGCUUCAUAAAGUCAAGGUCGAAGCCUUGGCAUUUUCACCUAACGACAUGUAUCUUGUGUCGCUUGGUGGACAAGAUGAUGGCAGUGUUGUACUGUGGGACCUUGAAAAGAAAGAGGCCGUAUGUGGCAGCCCUGCGGCAGUACCAAGUGCUGGAACAACAAAUGCUGUUGCCUUUGCCAACCACAAUGAUAAACUCUUUUUUACUGGUGGAAAUAAGACUUUAAGAAUCUGGUCGGUAGAUCUGGAAAAUCGAAAGAUUCGGCCAACAGAUUGCAACAUGGGUCAACUGAAAAGAAUAGUCCACUGUAUCCAGGUUGCAGAUGAUGAUCAGCAUUUCUUUUGUGGGACGUCUAGUGGAGACAUCUUAAAGGUCAUUGUAAAAAGCCAUCUUUUGAAGGAGCAUGGCCCAGCAAAGGACAAAUUCAGCCAGGGUGUUAAGACAAUACAGAUCUUGAAGACUGGAGAUUUGCUGAUUGGUUGUGGAAAUGGAACAGUAGCUAUUGUCAAAGAUAGUGACAAAAAAGAAAAGCUCUUCCGAAAAACUAAGUCUGCAAAAGUAGAAGGGGGAGUUAGUUCCAUUGCUCUCAGAGGAAAUGGCCAUCAGUUCUUUAUUGGCACCACUUGUUCUUAUAUGUACAAGUUCAAUUAUGAUGACUUCACUUUUGAAAGAGUCAACAUGUGUCAUUAUGGUUGCGUCAAUGACAUUGUCUUCCCUUAUCAAUACUCAGAUCUGUUCAUAACAUGUGCAAAGAAUGAGAUCCGCGUAUGGAACACCAACACAAGCAAAGAACUGAUGAGAAUUGAAGUACCUAACAUGACAUGUAACGCUGUAGCGAUUAUGAGAGAUGGAAGAUCUAUUAUCAGUGGAUGGGAUGAUGGCAAGAUUCGUUGCUUCACACCCCAGAAAGGAAAACUAAAGUAUGAGAUCAACGAUGCUCACAGUAAGGGAGUGACGGCACUGGCCACAACAUCUGAUUGCCAAAGGAUAAUUAGUGGGGGAGGAGAAGGUGAUGUGCGUGUCUGGGAUGUCUAUGAUGGAGAACAACCAACCACUAGCCUUUAUCAUGCUUUGAAGGAACACAAAGGUUCUGUGACAUGUAUUAGAGUGCGUGCUAAUGACAAAGAGUGUAUCUCAGCUAGCACAGAUAGAACAUGCAUUAUCUGGAAUUUAGAGCGAAUGGUUCGGCAUCAGAUAGUGUUUGCCAACACCAUGUUUAAAGCAGUGUGUUACAACCACCAGGAGAGCCAAGUCAUCACAGGUGGCACCGACAGAAAGAUUGCAUAUUGGGAAACAUAUGAUGGAUCACAGAUCCGAGAAGUGGAAGGUUCCAAGUCUGGUUCUAUUGAAGGGCUUGAUAUCAGUCCUGAUGGCUUUAAUUUUGUUAGUGGUGGUUCAGAUAAGCUAAUCAAGGUAUGGGGAUAUGAUAAAGGUGAAGUCACCCACGUGGGGACGGGUCAUAGUGGUGACAUUGUACGAGUCAAAAUUUGCCCCAAUUCCAAGUUCAUAAUAUCAAUCAGUGCAGAUGGAGCUAUCCUGAAGUGGAAAUACCCUUAUUAGUGGCUUAUUAAUAUAUAAAUAAACUGUCAGAUCUAAAUCAAUUAAUAUGAUACACUCAAGGGCUUAGAAGUCUUGGUUAUCCUGUGUUUAUAGGACAUUUUUGUCAACAUUUUGGUUUCAACACCUCUAACCCUUGAACUCUGAAACAAGUUUUCAAUAUCUUCAGCUUAUUUAGAGUGUAACAGAUCUUAUCAAUAUUAAAAGAAACAUUCUUAUUCACUAUUCUGUGCUACUUUGGGCUUUCUGUGGUCGAUUCUAACCUGUCCCCAGUCUCCCCAAGGAGAAAUUGUACAUUAUCAUUAUUUACAUUGUGCAAAACAAAAGAUAAUAACAUUUGUAAGAUUACUGAAGAUGACCAAGAUUAAGCUCUUUAUUUGAAAGAAAAAUUGUCAGUCAGUUGUGGUUUUACUAUUUGGGCUCCCUGUGUCAUCUAUACUUUAAGAUUGCAUAGCAUGACACAUUAGUUUUGAUGUAGAAUAGGUGAAGCUUAGUCAGUCUCGUAGUUCAAUCAUUUUUGUAAAUUAUACAGUUUUUAUUUGUUUCCGUCAAAGUAUUCAUAUAUAUCAUUUAAAAUAAAAGAUUUUGAAAAUGAA